AUGGUCAGUACUCGAUUUACUGUCAUCUUCAGUUAUGGAGGUAAAGGAAAAACUCGAACAAAUGCAGAAUUACACACUGUGAGGACAGUGGAGUGGAGUGGAGUGCUCACUGGGCAGCGGGAUAACAAAACAUGAAUGACAGCCAAACGGGACCCUGAACGCAACCUCAUCUUACGCUGUGUGACUUCAGAGGAACUUUUCUUAGUGUUUAAACUUUUGUGUCACCUUUGCAGGGCUGCAGCAAGCUGCUGUUGGGGGUGGUAGGAGCGGUUGUCGUCAUCACGUUAAUAACAAUCACGGCAGUUUAUUUAAACAAUAAAAGUAAGUCACAGCUCGGGCCUCUUUCUGCAUGGUGUCUUUUUUUUUUUGGUUGUGCCCGCUGCUGACUGUUGGAGUGAUGAGUGAAAUCAGUGAAAAACAACUUGUGCAACUUUAAAACCUAAAACCAAAAAGUGCCCUGCCCCUGUGUGUGUGUGUGUGUGUGUGUGUGUGUGUGUGUGUGUGUGUGUGUGUGUGUGUGUGUGUGUGUGUGUGUGUGUGUGUGUGUGUGUGUGUGUGUGUCUGACCUGUUAGUCUGUCAAAGUUGGAUAAAUUGAUUCUGCAGUGUCCUCUCUGCAUGCUGCUGAAGUAGCGCCACCUUGUGUGCAUGCUUAUUUCUGAGUGCACUGGUUUUUCUUCACUUCUGCCCUGGUUCUGUUGAAAUAAAAUCCACAUGUGCAUCAUUUUAGAGUCAGAUGGGACCAAAAGGCCUUUCACCCUUGAAGAUUACUUCAAUGACACUAUUAGGUGGAGAUCCUACAACUUGUACUGGAUAUCAGGUGAAGUACACCCCCCUUACAUUAGAUGCUCCCUCUGGCGAGAUAGAAUAUCAAUGUUUAUUUUGCAUUAAAAUAUGUCUCACAAGAAUAUUUUAUCAUCUACUAAAUCAGACACGGAGUACCUGCAUAAAACAAGAGAUGGGAACGUCUUCCGUCACAAUGCUGAAACAAGAGAGGAGUCACUUUUUUUGAGCAAUUUAACAUUUGUAAUACACUUUAUUAAAAUAAUAUGAUCACUUAAUCCCCCCAAAUAUAUCUUUGAAAUACUCAAUCCUGAUCUUGAUGUUGCAGGAGCAAGUGGAUGCUAUAGAUUACCUCCUGUCUGGAGAUUAUAAGUACAUUGCUUUUGAAAGCAAUUUCACAAAGGUGAGAAAUACUGGUUUCUCCGUGGGUUUGCGUGUCUGUCUUUAACAUUUUUUGUAUUAUAAUAUAGUUGUCAGUUUGAGUUUGAUAAUGACAUUACUUUAUAUCAAACCCCCAUAAAAAGGUGUUUUUUCUUUCUCAUUUUUUUGUAACUCUAACAGCAAUGGAGACAUUCAUACACAGCCUCGUAUUCCAUCUAUGACAUAGACCGUGCGUAAGUUGACGUGUUUCAUCUCGUGGAUAUUACAAACUUUUACAUGAGAAAGCAGAUGAAACUGUGUGUUUUUUUAAGUAUGAUUUUGGAAAUUCUUUGUCAGUGUACAGAGUGUAUUGUUUAUUAUUUCAGUUGAAUUAUUUUCACUUUUUCUCUCAGAACUUUUAUUACUUCUGUGAGUCUUCCACCAGUCAUGCAGUACUUUGUCUGGGCCCCAACAGGAAACAGAUAUGUAAGUUUACACCAUAAGGGAUGCUGUGACCUCACAUUGAGUUAAAAUGACUACUAUUUGUCUUCUUCAUCACUGCCUUUUAAAUUUACUACCUAUGUACUUCAGGAAACAUAUUGAUGUUUACAAAAACACAUCAGAUACUGAAAAGUAGAUUUAUGAAUAGAAUAUGUUAACUCACUCAAACACCGGAAACUAUAACUAAAAACAUUUACUUUCCAGGCUUAUGUUGUUGAUUACAAUAUUUUUGUCCGAUCUGGCGUCAAUGCCGAAGCUGUCCAGUUGACCUUCAAUGGGAAAAAGAAUGUGAUCCUCAAUGGCGUCCCUGACUGGGUGUACGAGGGUAAGAUUGGUUUGUCUUUUAGAAGAUAUGGGACUGUCUUGAUAAAUGAUGAUGGAUUUCUCUUCGUCUCCUGCUGUUUCAGAGGAAGUAUUUGCAGCCACCGGGGCAAUAUGGUGGUCGACGACUGGCGCACUUUUAGCUUAUGCAGAGUUUAAUGACACAGAGGUCCAGAAAGUGGAGUACUCCUGGUAUGGAUCUGAGCAAUAUCCAGAAACCGUUGCUGUCCCGUACCCAAAGGUUGGCCACUCAUGGAUUACAUGAAAUAUCCAGGUCCCAGUUGUUUCAGAGUAAUCAAAUUAGAUUGAAGCUUUCAGAUCAAAUCAUAUCCCUAAAAACUGUUUGUACAAACAACACAGAUAGAUUGUAAAAUUAGUAAAGAUCAGGUGAUCCAAUUUUGUCUUUUAUUCUGGUAAAACCUCCAAAUUUGUGUGAAUCCAAACUUCUCGUUCUAAUUUUUGUAUUUGUGGAUUAAGUGAAUUGAUGGAAAGGAACAGAUUUAGAGUCAAGUGUAGGAACAAAAUAUUACAUAAAUUAAUUAUGUCAAACUCUGGUGGGCAUGAAUGGAGUUUUUCCUGUUAUAACCUUACAGAUUUAGUCGACAGUAGGACUGUAAGAAGGAUUUUUAUCCAGUGAAAAUAAUCAUUAAACAGCUGCAAAUAUCAAGUAUAAAAUAUUUAUGUUAAAGCAGCUGCGAGGACCAUGCAGUUUAUUUUUAUUCUGGCGCCCUCUGUGCACAAGCUCUUCAGUUCAAGGUAAAAAAAAAAACCUGGAUGGGUUAAAUGAAUGAAAUUACAAGCCUUAGUUUUUAUCUCCUCUUUAUUACUCUGUGAUUCUCAUAUAUGAACUGCACAUGACUUCUUGCUCUUUACUUGGAAAUUUUCAACUUUUGCCUUAAUUUAAGAACCAUUUCUGUCACUCAGUUAAAUACCAGCUGCUUCGUAUGAACCAAACAUUGAAGUCUUUACUCCAAAACACAUGGUGAAGUCAUGAUUAAACAAAUAGUAGAUAUUGUGAUAGACUGUCCUUAGGUGUGGCUGGAAAAAGUGUAAAAUAACAGGAGGCUGUGUUUUGCAUCAUACAGGCUUUGUUAUGGGAUCUAAAGGUACUAAAAAGCUUUUAUCCAAAUCACACAAACUAGCAGGCCUUAAAAAGUUUUCAAUCAUUCAUAAGUCCGUAUGUCUUGAUUUCUGAGGUGGAGAAUAAAUAAGUAAUAAAGUAGCCUAUCAUGGUUAUUUAGUUCCCAGCUCUCACCUCCAGUCUCUCUCCCUCGUAGCUUCGACUAAAACAAGAAAUCUUGGAGUUACUCCAGACUUAGAUUUAAGUUUCCACCACCAUAUCAACACAGUUACCUCCUCUGCUUUUCACCAUUUAAAAACAUUCACAGUCCGAGGAGUAAUGUCAAAACAAGAACAUGAGAGACUUGUACAUGCUUUUACUUCCAGCUGAAUAGAUUACUGCAACAGUCUGUUUACAGGACUGUCAGAACAAGAUGUUCAGCAUCUUCACCAUGUGAAGACAGUGGGUGGAUUUAAACCUCCACAGGAUCCCUCUGAGGGGUUUCUGGGGCACAGACACAGACAGAGCCUAAAGCAAAGAUGUUCUGGGAUGGAUUUUAUGCAGAAUCUUUCAUUUAAAUCAAGAGGGGUAGAUGAAUCUGUGUUAUAUUCCCUUUAAUGCUGUAAAUGUCAGUAUUGUUUGGUUGUUGUCUUUUAACUCUUCACCAUAAUGAUUUUUCUGACUCCUUUUGUGUUGGCUGUAGGCUGGGUCGUCCCUCACCAAGGUGAAACUGUUUGUGGUUGACACGACAAAUCUGUCCCGCCGCUCUCAGGUGCUCCCCCCCGCCUCUGUGGCUUCUGGGUCUGUAUGCUCUUUAGUUUACGUCAUCUCUUAACACUAAAGGCAAAUCCAUCCUCCUCCUGUUCUGUCUGAUGUAAAAAUCUUGUCACCUUCUGUCACUUUUGCUCAGUGAUCACAUUUUGUGCUCAGUGAACUGGCUUACAGAUGAACGCCUCGCCGUGCAGUGGCUCACCAGACAGCAGAAUUACCUGGUCGUACAGUUUUAUGACUUUGAUGGAAGCAAUUGGAGAGAAAGUCAGGUAGCUGUCUGCUACGGAAAGCACAAGUGAUUUCAAAAUAGAUUAUUUAAAAGACUAACUGAAAUAAACAUAUCUGCUUCUUUCUAGAAAUUUGAGCAGAGAAGUAAGACAGGCUGGAUCGGCCAUGUAAGUUUUAAAAAGUUACUCCUGUUGGUUUUUGUACUGUGGUUUAAUCGUUCAACGAAGUAUGAAAUAUCUUUUUUUUAGUAUGUGCCCCUGCCUCUGUUCUUUACUGAAGACAAACUUAGUUUCUACAAAGUGAUGAGUGAUACUAAGGGCUACAAACACAUCCAUCAUAUAACAAACGUAAGCGUUUUUUUUCUUUUUUUCCUUUCUUUUUUCCUCUCAUAAUCAUGUUUGAUCAUGUCGUAUUAACUGAGGGUAUGUUGUUCAGGGCCAAGCAAAACCUAUUACCUCAGGGAAGUGGGAAGUCAUCUACAUAACCAAAUUAACUAAAGAUGCCAUGUGAGUGAUGAUAUCAGAUAUUUUUCAAAAAUAACGACAAGCAGAAAGGUUUUUUUUUUUAAAUAAAUGCAUGUUUGUCUGAUAUAUUUACACUAUUUCUUUCCAGAUAUUUUGUGAGCAAUGAGUACCAAGGCAUUCCUGUAAAGAGAAAUCUUUACAAGUAAGGAUUAUUUUUAGCGAAACUUGACAUUUUAUGUCUUAUUUGCAGUCAUUUUAUUGUGUCUCUGUGAACUGGCAUGACUUGAAUGAUGCAGGUUGCUUCUUGUUUGUUUGUCAGAGUUAUGAUUGGAGGCAGCCCCUCUGCUCCUCAGUGCCUCACCUGCGGUCUGUACGGGGACAGGUGUCAGUACAACUUAGGUUACUUCAGCUUCAACGCCUCGUACUACCGAAUGGACUGCUACGGUCAGUUACACAUCCGCAUAUCUUCAUAAGCAAUAAGUCACCCACUGUUAAUGUGUUAGAGAACAUAGAGGUUGUGAACUAUAUUUAGUUCUCUGGUCAUACAAAGGUCCUGAUCUACAAUAAACUUACAUUUUCUCAUGUUGUUUAAACCAGGACCUGGGUUCCCCCUUUACACCCUCAUGGACAACUCAGGGUCAAGUGAAGGUCUGUAUACUCAUGAAAUCAAAUACGUUCAUACCCAAUGCCUAUAGAUGAAAUAUCAUCAUUUAACAAAUAAAACCACAUCAUUUAUGUUUCAUAUAAAUCUGCCAAGUUGUAAUUUAUUUUUCCUUAAUUUCACUGGCUGAUUUGGAUGUUGGUGCAGAAGACAAAUGAGCUUAAGCAACCACGGGUUUGGCUCAUUUGGGUUCUAGAGAAAGUGACUACUUUAACUUUCUUGUGUUAGCCACAAGCCUGCCAGUGAUGAUGAUGAUGAUAAAGUUGAAGCUCUUAAUAGUUUUGGUGGCAUAUUUGAGAUGUUUUUGGUGCUGGUUUGAUUCCAGGUUUCAGUGAUCGUUAUCCUUUCAUCAAUUUUCAGAGCUGGCUGUUCUUGAGGACAACAAGGAGCUGGAAAAUGUUCUGUCAGAAUUUCAAAUGCCAACGAUGCAGUAUGGCACACUGAGGAUCGCAGGAUUUGGUGAGGCAAUAUCUAUAAGUGUGGCUCCUCUGCUUUGCAUGAAAAUCUCAUGUCGUGUGUUUUCUUCAAAUAGACUACAAAAGUACUCUAAUAUAACAAUCCGUCUACCUCUGCAUGUUUAAUUGGGAGUUUGGCCAAUUUAAGAGACUUUUUUAUGAGUAUUUGAUAAGUGCAGUGAAAAAAGGACUCAUAUUCAAGGUACAACACAAAUGAUAGAAACCCACAUUAGCCAUGUUAACAUGGGCAAAAUUUCUUAAUCUGAUUAUAAAUUUCAGGGAUCGGACAAUCUGAAUCUACUGUUUAUAUAGGUGCAAAAUCAAAUAAUCCGAUCAUGAUGAUUUUAUGUGCACCAAGCUUUAUUCAGAUUAGAAGCAUUUGGACAUGCGCAGAGUUGUCUGAUUUCGCUAAAACAACCGUAGAAGAAAAGUUGUGUUUACGCCUGUGCUGUCAACAAACCAACAAACGUGGUAGUGGCUCACUCCAUUCAAUUCGGGAGUUUUCCCCCCGUUGAAUGUUGCCAAUCCAUUAUUUUACUGUACCGUCAAAGGUUACACUGUGCGUGCAGAUCAUUACGCUGUAUGUACGCCUUGUUAUGUUACUGGAGGAGCAGACACGGCACCUGCGGUUGUGUUAUAUGCCAGAGUGUUAAAAAUGAAACCUCCUGUACUGGCCUCAAAAAAUAUGCCAAAGUCUAAAGAGUGAAGAUUGAGUCAGGUUAGAGAGUCACGAUCGGAAUGAGUGUUUACGAUUGGCAUAAAUCUCUUGAUCUGAAUACAAUUUCUUCCCGAUUGAGCUUAAAUGGAUCAGAAUCUUCCUAUCAACGUGUUAUCAUGUCACAUUUUUAUUCCAAUCGAAUAUUUAUUCCAACUAUUAGUGUCCCUUAAAACGCAGCCAGUGAUUUUAAGAUGAAGAAAGUUUAUAUAUCUUGUAUUUUGCUGUAAACUUUGAAUAAAUUGUGUUUCAAAAGAAGGUGACAGAUCGGUUUCAAAUGGUGGAUUUAAAUUGAUUUUCUUUCUUCAUAUCUUCCAAAUUGAGGAAACAGUUACCAUAUAUAUUUGAUACAUACCAUCAAGAAUUCAGUCAGGAAUAAAUCUGUCUGUUUUUACAUGCACACUUCUUUCUUCCUAAUUGAGGAAACAGUUACAAUUUUAUGCAUACCAAACAGAAUUCAGUCAGGAAUAAAUCUGUCUGUUUGUACACGUACACCCUCUUUUCUCCAAUAGAUAUGUGGUAUCAAAUGAUGUUGCCUCCAAAUUUCCAGAAGACUAAAAAAUACCCUCUCCUCAUCGAUGUGUGAGUAAUCAGUUCUUCACACUCUGCCUCGGGUUAAUUCAAAGAAACAAAACAAAAAAAAAAAACACUAACUGUUGUCUGUUCCUGACCUGUGCAGGUAUGCCGGCCCCUGUGAUCAAAGGGUGAGCUAUCGGUUCAAGCUGAACUGGGGCACUUACCUCUCCAGUUCACAUGAGAUCAUCGUUGCCAGUUUGGAUGGAAGGGGCAGCGGUUACCAAGGUGACGAUCUGUUGCACUCCAUUUACAAACGCCUUGGGACAUUGGAAGUUGAAGAUCAGAUAACAGCUGUGAGGUAAAAAGUGUCACCUCCUGGACUUCAUCAGCACUCUAAGACAGAGUAGGCAACAUUAAGCAGUCUUCAAUGAAGAGUUGAUUUGAACAGUGGAAAAAGGACCCAAAUGCAGAACAAAAAAUAAGAAUAAAAUAAAAAGCAACAAAAACUUACAUAAAAAAAAACACAUCAGGAGACGAAGGCUUUACACAUAAAAGAUCACAGAGAACAGGCAGACAUGCAUACACAUCAACAGGUGAGGCUAACGAGCAACAGGUGAGGCUAACGAUCAACAGGUGAGGCUAACGAGCAACAGGUGAAACUCAUGAGUGAUUAACAAAGGAGGGAAAACUGGGAAAGUAAAACUAGACUAGAAACACAGGGAAUAAACUACUACGAAAUAAAACAGGAAACACUGGAAACUGAUCUAAAGAAUAAAACACAGAAACAGGAGGGAAACAGGGUCAAACACAAACUGAAAACUAACAAGACUGGACUACAGGGGAACAGGAACACUAGGGAACAGAAACACAAGGGACAAUACACACAAUACACUCAAAUAAAACCAGGAGAAGAAAACUAAAUAAAAAGAUCAUAUCAGGAUACAAUCUUGCCAAUAAAGUUUGUGAAUUUUGAAUUAAAAUAAUGAGUGAUUGUUUUUGCUGUAAAAAAUGUUUUUGUGUUGUAGGAAAUUCAUCGACAUGGGUUUUAUUGAUAAAGACAGAAUCGCAAUAUGGGGAUGGGUGAGUAGCUCUAUCUUGUCACUGCCCUAUAUGUGCUUUUCCAUACAUGUGCUUAUUGAAAUUGUAAUAAUUUUUUGUCUUUAGUCUUACGGUGGUUAUGUCAGCUCUAUGGCUCUGGGUGCUGGAACUGGACUCUUCAAGUGUGGGAUAGCAGUUGCCCCAGUGGCCAAGUGGGAAUAUUAUGGUAAGCAUAUACUGUAAAUGUAUUAUUGUAAAGACCAAUAACUCAACAAUAUUCUCUUAGGUGCAGCUUAGAAAAUCAGAGUAUCCUGGAAAAGUUUAUUCUUUCCGAUCAUUUAGUUUAAAAAUUGAAAUGACCACUUAUUCUAGAUUCAUCCCACAAAGUCAAAUAUUUGUUUGAAUAUUGAUGAUUGCAGCUAACAGCUAUCAAAAAUUAAUCCACUAGCUCAGAAGGUUAGAAUAUUGUGGAAGAGUUCAGUUUCUUGUCAGGCAUUUCUGUCCCAUAAAAAGCUCUUGAGAAAGACUGCUGACUUGACAGUUGUCCUGACUGCUAUAAUGGAAUAUAUUAAAGGAAAGCUGACAGGAAGGAACUGAGUGUGUGAGGGAAAGGUGACCAAGCAACAGGGGUGAGCGCAACCUCGAGAGGGCUAUCAGACAAAGCAGAUUCAAGAACUUAGGGGAGCUUCACAAGGAAAGGACUGAUGCUGGAGCCUUAAGAGGAAAUGAACUAUAAGUCUGGUGGCCCUACUGUCAAGGCACUCCUGAACUAUCUCACCUAAUAGAAGAAGGAACUGGACUAAUGCUUAUUGCUCCAAAUUCUGUAUUCAGAUUUAAGUAUAUUUUAAGAUUAGUUUAGAAAUGAAGGUCCCAGAGUCUGGAGGAAGAUCAGAGAGGCCUGGAAUCCCCAAGGUGCUCAAAGUCCAGCAUGAAGUUCCCACUGUCUAUGAUGGUUUGGGGCACUAUGUCCUCUGCUGGUGUUGGUCUACUGUAUUUUAUCAAGUCCAGAAUCAACACAGACAGUCUACCAGGCAAUUUUAGAGCUCUUCACCUGCUAGGAAGCUUUAUGGAGAUACAGAUUUCCUUACUUACUUUAAAUGUCCAGUUGAAAGGUCCCAAGGCAAAUAACACAAAGACAAAAUCCAACUGGAGACACAAGCAUACACACACAUGGACAAACAGUGAACCAGCCAGGGCAGAGGGGAAGACAGGGACUAUAUAAAAACACAGGGAAACAAGCAACAGGUGAGGCAAACGAGACACAGGUGAAACUCAUGGGUGAUUAACGAAGGAGGGAAAACUAGGGAAGUAAAACCAGACUAGAAACACAAGGAAUCAACUACUACAAAAUAAAACAGGAAACAAUGAAAACUGAUCUCAAGAAUAAAACACAGAGAAACAGUGUCAAACACAAACUAAAAACUCACAGUGGGCGACAGGAGAACAGAAACACACAGAAAAUAUACUUAAAUUACAAAACCAAUUAAAAAACUAACUCAACAGAACAUAUCAUAACAGUGUAUUUGUUCAUUCAAAAUUCCUAAACGCCAAGUAAAAACCAACUCCACACUCACAGCUCAUAGCCUAAACCUCUCUUAAGCUGAAUUACCGCAUUGCACCAAAGGUGAUUGGUCUCCACAUAGUCAACUUUUUUAUCCUUUGAAUAAGCAUGGUUUUAUCCUAGCAUUUGUGAUUUAUAAUAUUAAUAAAGUUUUCCUUUGCAGAUGCAGUGUACACUGAGCGCUACAUGGGCAAGCCUACAGAGAACUCAGACUCCUACAAAGUAAGUAAUAGAAGUGAAAUCAAAAGUACAGCACAAAUAUGACUAGAGAGAUAAAGUGUGUUUAUGAAAAGGGAAACUUCUCCUCUGUCUCACAGAAUUCUUCAGUCACAGCCAGAGCCAAGAACUUCAAAACAGUGGACUAUCUGUUGGUCCAUGGCACAGCAGAUGGUUCGUUCCUCAAUAUGUUUUCCUAAGCAUGUGUGAAGCUCAAUUUCUCGCAGUGUACAGGGCAGCACAGUUAAGCCUUGCACGAAUGCACUCAGUUAGCUUUAAUGGAAACUCAAGCUUUGAUGUUCAGUCACGUAGUGAAAGUGCUCUCCUUUCUGUACAGAUAACGUCCAUUUCCAGCAAGCAGCACAGAUCUCCAAAGCUCUUGUGGACAUGGAAGUGGACUUUGAGGCAAUGGUAAAUAUUGGCUGAGGGAAGCAGGGCUAAUAUUGGACUUGUAUGCUGGUAAAAUAAGUAUUACUCAAAAAGACUUGCAGGAUAAGAGCCAUAAGAGCCCUGUCAGAGAAAACUGAUAUGAAAGGUGCUCAAUUGGAUAUAUAUCUAUAAAUAAUAUUCUUUUGUGUUUAUUUCAGUGGUACACUGACAGGGACCACACACUCAGAGGAUCAGCCUACCAUCAUACGUACACCCUCAUGAGCCACUUCCUGCAGAGAUGCCUUGUUAAUCCCAAACAGAUGUGAAAACUGUGACACCAUCUUAAUAGGAAAUUACUACAGGUUAUUUUUUCUGAUUUGUUUAUGUUUUUCUAUCAGGUUUGACUCUUGACAAUUGUUUUUAUAUGUGCGAUUAUGUUUUUAUUGCUCACACAAAUGAGCAUUUAUAUUUAAUCUUACAUUUUUUACAUACUGAAAGACAUUGCAUGCAUUUAAGAUAUUUAAUAUGGAGAUUGUGUCACCAAGAGCUG
This is a messenger RNA of Xyrichtys novacula (pearly razorfish), 10567 nucleotides long. The record is from the annotation of a GenBank genome assembly. NCBI's taxonomy places the organism in Eukaryota, Metazoa, Chordata, Actinopteri, Labriformes, Labridae.